AUGAGAGAUUAUAUCUUAUCUGGUCAUGCCGUUCACGUCUCCAUCGUAGAUAGACAACUUAAAUCGCUUGGCAGCAACAUGGUCGGAAAAGAUAACGCGGCCGUCAUCUCACCAAGUGCCGGCCGUCUUGCCGGGUUAUCAACAAUGCCCACCCCCGUCAUUCGACCUCUCGGCACGACAGUCGAGCGCGCCGAGACAAGAGCUUACGCCGCCAUCAUUGGCGGAGGUCUCGGUGGGUUCGCAGCUGCCAUCUCGCUUCGUCGUCAGGGUCAUCGGGUCACGGUGUACGAGAAACGGGAUAUCGCGGCGGAGGUCGGGAACAGUAUUUCGUGUGCCAAGAACGGAGGUCAAUGGCUUCACGAAUGGGGCGUCGACAUCGAUUCGGGUUACCCUAUCGACCUCCAGAAACUCGUCAUGAGGGAUUACAAGACCGGCGCCGUCGACAUGAUUUAUGACAUGUCGGCUUAUGAACAGAAAUGGGGUUUUCCUUAUUAUAUGUUCCAUCGACAAGAUAUGCUUCGGAUGAUGAUCACUACCGCCACCCAAACCGCCGGACAAGGUCCUCCAUCCACCCUCAAGAUCCUUCAUUCGGCCCGUUCGAUCGAUUUCGAUCGCGGCGAAAUCGAAUUUGAGAACGGUCUUCGGGUCACGGCGGACCUGAUCAUCGGAGCGGAUGGCGUCGUCUCCAAGACCCGAGCGUUGAUGGAUCUCGAACCCACGAUCAAGCUGGCCGCCUCUACGUGUUAUCGAUGCAACGUGCGGCUCGAUCAGCUGCAAGAGAUGGGUUUGGAACGAUACGCAGACCCUGCCAUCCAAUUCUGGGGAGGAUUCGAGACGGACGACGUCAACAAGUACAACAAGAUCGUCAUGGCCCCGUGCAACGGCGGCAAAUUGAUCUCCUUUUACUGUUUCUAUCCCGCAAAAGGUUUCAACGUUCAAGACGUCUCGGUUGAGGAUCUCGUCUCUCCCUUUUCGCAACUCGACCCCGAUUGCCUCCGCAUGCUAAACUCCAGUAUCGAUCGGAAACCCUGGAGACUAUACGAGCAUACGCCGUUGACCGGCUGGACCCAGGGAAGAACGGGGUUAUUGGGUGAUGCCUGUCAUGCCAUGUUUCCCCAUCAGAGCCAAGGCGCUUGUCAAGGGAUCGAAGACGCUGCAGCACUGGGGCUAAUCUUUUCUCGUAGAUACAACUACACCGGUAAUAUCGAAGAGGGGCUGAAAAUGUACGAAUCGAUUCGAAAGCCUCGAGCCGAUCGUGUCGCGCUCUGUAGUCGAUUGGCCACUGAAGACAUCCGAGAGAGAAUCGGGUUCAGUUCCCUGCCCGGCUCAGUCUCUCGUGGUGCCCCCAAACCGAUUCCGGGACACAAACGGCUGACGAUUGAAGAGAUCAAUGGGUACGACAUGGUAGCUCAUCUGGAUGAGCUCGUUCCUUCUCAUCGCAAGCACUAG
Molecule: messenger RNA, 1449 nt
Organism: Filobasidium floriforme
Lineage: Eukaryota; Fungi; Basidiomycota; Tremellomycetes; Filobasidiales; Filobasidiaceae
Exons: 9
Coding region: 1-1449 (482 amino acids)
Molecular function (GO): monooxygenase activity; FAD binding
Source: RefSeq, a predicted model, not a curated record